GAUAUGUGAACAAGGUUAAAUAUAUAUACAUUUAAAUGUGUAGGUACCAGGGCAGGAAGAGAAAAAGUAAAGGAUUAAUCAUCUAAAGUUAGCAUAGAUAAAUCAUCCCUUCGGCAGAUGAAUGUCUUGUACUUAAGCAAAAGUAGAAGCAACAGAGUGUAGGAAUACUACAAAAGUACAAAAGUAUUAGCAUCAAAAUACACUUAAAAUACAAAAAGUAAAAGAACUCAUUCUGAAAAUUGGUCCUUUUCAGAAUAAUAUAUAUAUUUUUAUUUGAUGAAUGAUGUGUUCAUCAAAGCUGGUAAAGGUGCAGCUAGUUUUAAUCACUUUGUAUACUGCAGGGUAAUUUGUGAAUGUUAGGUGUAACUAAAGUCUUAUUUAAGUAUAUCUCACAUGAUUGACUAACAUCUGCAACGUAACUACAGAUAUUAAAUAAACGUAGUGGAGCUAAGUACACUAUUUAUUUCUGAGUUGAGUAGAAGUACAAAGUACCAACAAAGCAAAGCAAAGCACUUAAAUAAGUAAAGUAAAGUAGAGUAAAUGUACUUAGCUACUUUACACCACCGCACCUCUUCUAUCAGUUUUUUAUUUUUAGUUGUUCUUACGCCUCCUCACCAGUAGGUGCCCUCACAAUUUUUGUAUCCACAACUAAGUCACUUCCGGUCCCCAGUCGCCAGCCACGAACCGGAAACCAGCUCCACACACGUGAAACACUCAGCCAUAACAUCUGACACAAGAUGGACAUUACAGAGGUUCCUGUGAGUAAUGAAAAUAAAGGUAAGAAAAAUAAGAAUAAGAAGCCAAACAACAAGAGAGUGACUAAGGAGCGAAAUGCCGUGGAGCCGAAGCAGGAGGAGAAGAUGGAGAACAGCGAGGCUGCCUUCCCCCCCACCUUCAGUGUGUCCGAAAUCAAGAAUAAACAGCGAAGACACCUCAUGUUCAUGAAGUUCAAGCAGGAGAAAAGAAAGCAAAAGUUGCAAGUGAAGAAAAAGAAGAAAAAAGAAAGGGAAGCUUUGGGUGACAAGGCACCGCCCAAAGAAGUCCCAAAGACGAUAGAAAACCAGAGGGUGUACGACGAGACAACAGUCGACCCAGAAGAUGAAGAGAUUGCAUUUGACGAGGGAACUGAUGAAUUUUCUGCCUAUUUCAAUGGGUUGACAAACCCAAAAGUGCUCAUCACAACAUCAGACCGACCAAGAGGGAGGACUGUGAGAUUUUGUGAGCAGCUGGCCACAGUAGUCCCGAACGCCCAUGUGUACUACAGAAGAGGUUUGGCCCUGAAGAGGAUCAUUCCUCAGUGCGUUGCCAGGAACUUCACCUACCUAAUGGUCAUCAAUGAGGAUCGCAAAAUGCCCAAUGGUUUGGUUCUUUGUCAUCUUCCUGAGGGGCCAACUGCACACUUCAAGAUCAGCAGUGUUCGACUACGCAAGGAGAUGAAGAGACGAGGCAAAGAACCAACUGAACACUCCCCGGAGGUGAUCCUCAACAACUUCACCACACGGCUGGGCCACAGCAUCGGCCGGCUGUUCGCUGCUCUCUUCCCACAGGACCCCCAGUUUGUGGGUCGGCAGGUCGCCACCUUCCACAACCAGAGAGAUUUCAUCUUCUUCAGGUUCCACAGGUACAUCUUCAAGAACGAGAAGAGAGUUGGUAUUCAAGAGCUCGGACCUCGCUUCACCCUCAAACUCCGCUCUCUCCAGAAAGGCACCUUUGACUCAAAGUUUGGGGAGUAUGAGUGGGUCCUUAAGCGCCAUGAGAUGGAUGCCUGCAGAAGGAAGUUCCAGCUUUAAAUGCAACAUAACCUCCAGCUCUUGUAGGCAGGCAAGAGCGGCUGUGUAUAUUAUUCAAGAAAUGACUGCCUUUUGUGGAAAAUGGACUUCAAAGUGGAUAACCAGAUCUGUGGACUACCAUUUAACAUUCACUUUGAUGAGCAGCGCCGAUCACUGGAUUUAAUGAGAUCACAUCGCCAGAUUCACACGUGUCCUGAAAGGGAUUUAUUCUGUAUAAAGCUGUAUCUGCAGACCAAGUGUGGGACAGCCGCUUGUUGUUAAGACUUUCACAUUCUGGGAGAUAACCAGAGGAUACAUGCAGCCCUCAUGGAUCCCAAUAACCUGAAACAUUUGACCUCUGUGAGAAAAUUAUAUUAAUGGAUGUGCAGUACCUUUUAAAUGUAUCUCCACAAACUGUAUGACCCCAUUUAAAUUCAGAAAGCCGUUGUUGGUUUUUCCUUGUCACAACCUGUAGUGCAUGCAGACAUACUGUAACACCCUGGUCUGUGUAAAUGACACAAUGAGCAGUACAUUCAGUGUAACAGUGUCUGGAAAUUGGUAAAUGGUUCAAAUUGUGUCCACAGUACAGCUGGGUUUUUUUUUGAUAGAGCUUUGAAAUAAUCAUGGAUACAUGGAACACAUUUCACAGGUUUCUAAAUGUAAAUACUCAUUUUAAUAAAACAUGUUGCUGCAACUUAAA
Messenger RNA from Eleginops maclovinus (Patagonian blennie), 2469 nucleotides. RefSeq names its product ribosome production factor 1 homolog (gene rpf1). Gene Ontology annotation, molecular function: rRNA primary transcript binding. Lineage: Eukaryota; Metazoa; Chordata; Actinopteri; Perciformes; Eleginopidae. The record is from RefSeq and is a predicted model, not a curated record. Bases 738 to 1790 code for a protein of 350 amino acids. Gene Ontology annotation, biological process: maturation of 5.8S rRNA; maturation of LSU-rRNA. The transcript is spliced from 9 exons. Gene Ontology annotation, cellular component: nucleolus; preribosome, large subunit precursor.